CAAGGGGGAGCGGCGCCUCCCGCCCCGGGUGAGCGGCGCGCGGCGGCCCCAGGGAGGCAGAGUGCGGAACCGGGCGCUAGGUUUGGAACGCAGAAGGCUGCCAUGGGCGUGCAGUGAGCAACACUGGUGCGACUUCUCCGGGCGCAGCGUGUCCUCGGUCACCAUGAAAGACGACUUUGCAGAGGAAGAGGAGGUGCAGUCCUUCGGUUACAAGAGGUUUGGUAUUCAGGAGGGAACACAAUGUACCAAAUGUAAAAAUAACUGGGCACUGAAGUUUUCGAUUAUAUUAUUAUAUGUUUUGUGUGCCUUACUGACCAUCACAGUAGCCAUUUUGGGAUAUAAAGUUGUAGAGAAAAUGGACAAUGUCACAGAUGGCAUGGAGACAUCUCGCCAGACUUAUGACAACAAGCUCACAGCUGUGGAAAGUGACCUGAAGAAAUUAGGGGACCAAGCUGGGAAGAAAGCUCUAAGCACCAACUCCGAGCUUUCUACCUUCAGAUCAGAUAUUCUGGAUCUCCGUCAACAACUUCAAGAGAUCACAGAAAAAACCAGCAAGAACAAAGAUACACUGGAGAAGUUGCAAGCAAAUGGAGACUCAUUGGUUGAUAGGCAGAGUCAACUGAAGGAAACUCUGCAGAAUAAUUCUUUCCUCAUCACUACUGUCAACAAAACUCUCCAGGCAUAUAAUGGUUAUGUCACAAAUCUGCAACAAGAUACUAGUGUGCUCCAGGGCAAUCUGCAGAGCCAAAUGUAUUCUCAGAACAUUGUUAUCAUGAACCUCAACAACCUGAACCUGACCCAGGUUCAGCAGAGGAACCUUAUCACGAAUCUGCAACGGUCUGUGGAUGACACAAGCCUGGCUAUCCAGCGAAUUAAGAAUGACUUCCAAAAUCUGCAGCAGGUUUUCCUUCAAGCCAAGAAGGACACCGAUUGGCUAAAGGAGAAAGUACAGAGCUUGCAGACAUUGGCUGCCAACAACUCUGCCCUGGCCAAAGCCAACAAUGACACUCUGGAGGAUAUGAAUAGCCAGCUCAGCUCAUUCACAGGUCAGAUGGACAACAUUACCACUAUCUCACAGGCCAAUGAACAGAGCCUGAAAGACCUUCAGGACUUACACAAGGAUACAGAAAAUAGGACAGCUGUCAAGUUCAGCCAACUUGAGGAACGCUUCCAGGUCUUUGAGACAGAUAUUGUGAACAUCAUUAGCAACAUCAGCUACACAGCCCAUCACCUGCGGACACUGACCAGCAAUCUGAACGACGUUAGGACCACUUGCACAGACACCUUGACCAGACACACGGAUGACCUGACCUCCUUGAAUAACACACUAGUCAACAUCCGAUUGGAUUCUGUUUCUCUCAGGAUGCAGCAAGACAUGAUGAGGUCAAGGUUAGACACUGAAGUGGCCAACUUAUCAGUGGUUAUGGAAGAGAUGAAGUUGGUUGACUCCAAGCAUGGUCAGCUCAUCAAGAACUUUACCAUUCUACAAGGUCCUCCUGGCCCCAGAGGUCCAAAAGGUGACAGAGGAUCUCAGGGACCACCUGGUCCAACUGGCAACAAGGGUCAGAAAGGAGAGAAGGGGGAGCCUGGUCCACCUGGCCCUACGGGUGAGAGAGGCACAACUGGACCAGUUGGCCCUCCUGGAGAGCGUGGCAGCAAAGGAUCCAAAGGCUCACAGGGUCCCAAAGGAUCCCGUGGUUCCCCAGGGAAGCCUGGCCCUCAAGGGCCUAGUGGGGAGCCAGGACCACCAGGUCCACCAGGCAAGGAUGGACUCCCUGGCCCUCAGGGUCCUCCUGGCUUCCAAGGACUACAGGGUACUGUGGGUGAGCCUGGAGUACCUGGACCUCGGGGACUACCAGGCUUGCCAGGGGUACCAGGAAUGCCUGGGCCCAAGGGACCACCUGGCCCCCCAGGCCCUUCAGGAGCAAUGGAGCCAUUGGCUCUGCAGAAUGAACCAACCCCAGCAUCAGAGGUCAACGGGUGUCCGCCUCGCUGGAAGAACUUCACAGAUAAAUGCUACUAUUUUUCGGUGGAGAAAGAAAUUUUUGAAGAUGCUAAGCUUUUCUGUGAAGACAAAUCUUCCCAUCUUGUUUUCAUAAACUCAAGAGAGGAACAGCAAUGGAUAAAAAAGCAGACAGUGGGGAGAGAGAGCCACUGGAUCGGCCUCACAGACUUGGAGCAGGAAAGCGAGUGGAAGUGGCUGGAUGGGACGCCUGUUGAUUACAAAAACUGGAAAGCUGGACAACCAGACAACUGGGGCAGUGGCCAUGGGCCAGGAGAAGACUGUGCUGGGUUGAUUUAUACUGGGCAGUGGAAUGACUUCCAGUGUGAUGAAAUCAAUCACUUCAUUUGUGAGAAGGAAAGGGAGGCAGUGCCAUCAUCCAUAUUAUUAACAGUGUGAUAUAGUAGCAGGGACAUAUUUUCUGAUGCCUCUGAAAGGCGAAGAAUACUCAUUUCUGAUUCCAUCACAUCUCACCGAUUGAAUGGAAAAGGCCCUGAAAAAGUAGUUAUUCAAAAUAAAUGGACGCCUACUGCACCGUAACCAAGGACUAGAGAGAGAAAAUGCUCCCCCAAGUGUGCAAAUGGACUGAAUCACAUAGAUUUUUCUCAGCCAUUGACCAUACAUUUUAUGCAAAUUAUAUCUUUCCGAAUACGGAAUACUCCAAUCAGAAAAAGAAUAACAUUGAUUAUUGAGUUACAGUCUAUGUAAACAGUGUGUUUCUAAAAUCCAAUUGUAAGAAGAAUAUGCAGACACACACAUAUAUAAACCAUCUUCUAGUUUGGGGUUUUUUUGUUUGUUUGGUUGGUUUUUGGUUUUUGGUUUUUUGAGACAGGGUCUCUCUGUAUAGCCCUGGCUGUCCUGGAACUCACUCUGUAGACCAGAUUGGCCUUGAACUCAGAAAUCCACCUGCCUCUGCCUCCCAAGUGCUGGGAUUAAAGGUGUGCGCCACUCGCUCAUCUUCGAGUAAUAAUAUGAAAUAUACUUAAAGAGCUUUUAAACUUCAUAUUUUUGUACAAAAUAUUUGCCUUUUACAAUCAUUUUCCUUUUUUAAACUUUACCUGUAUAAUACAUAAAGCCAAAGAAAACAAUGGUGGUAUUAAUAAAAUUUCAUGGAGUUUCUCUUCA
Arvicanthis niloticus (Nile rat) is the source of this 3127-nucleotide messenger RNA. RefSeq names its product collectin subfamily member 12 (gene Colec12). The record is from RefSeq and is a predicted model, not a curated record. NCBI's taxonomy places the organism in Eukaryota, Metazoa, Chordata, Mammalia, Rodentia, Muridae.